AUGGCACCAACAACAUGCUUCAACUGCAAAGAAGCACGAGCAGUAGUCAUUCGACCGAAAAACCGGCACAAACUCUGCCGAUCCUGCUUCAUCGAGAUUUUCGAAACAGAAGUCCACGAAACAAUCACAAGCUCCAAACUAUUCUUCCCCGGCGAACGCAUCGCAAUCGGCGCAUCUGGCGGAAAAGACAGCACUGUCCUCGCUGCCGUCCUGAAGACUCUAAACGAACGAUACAACUAUGGUCUUGAGCUAAGCCUACUCUCUAUCGAUGAGGGAAUCCGCGGAUAUCGCGACGAUAGUCUUGAAACUGUGAAGCGCAAUGCGGUACAAUAUGAUAUGCCGUUGACUAUUGUUGGAUAUGGAGAUUUAUACGGCUGGACUAUGGAUCAGGUUGUGGAACAAGUGGGCAAGAAGGGAAAUUGCACUUACUGUGGUGUUUUUCGUCGCCAGGCGCUUGAUCGUGGUGCUGAGAGGUUGGAUAUCAAGCAUGUUGUUACGGGUCAUAACGCGGAUGAUGUCGCUGAGACUGUUAUGAUGAAUUUGCUAAGGGGGGAUCUACCGAGAUUAUCACGGGGAACGAGCAUUAUUACUGAGUCUGGGGCUUCGGAUACAAAGCGCAGUAAGCCUUUGAAGUAUGCGUAUGAGAAGGAGAUUGUUCUCUAUGCGCAUCAUCGACAGCUGGACUAUUUCAGUACUGAGUGCAUUUAUUCUCCUGAGGCGUUUCGAGGUAGUGCGCGCACUUUGAUUAAAGAUUUGGAGAAGAUCAGGCCGAGCUCUAUCUUGGAUAUUGUGAAGAGUGGUGAGGAUAUGGCUGCGCUUGUUCCGGGACAAACGGGUGGUGGGAAGAGUUGCAAGUCGUCUGCUCCUGCCGCUGGGAAUGGGACUGCGGACGAGGAGACUGGUGGAUGUGGAAGUCAGAAUGGUCGAUCGAGUGGUGGUGAGAUGGCUGCUAUGGAGCAACAGUUGGCUUCGAAUGAUGGGGCGGAGGCACGGGAGACAGAGAUCAGAAUGCCUAAGAAGGGCAAGGUUUCUGUGGGGGGGAAGAAGAUUAAGACUCAGACGCUUCAGCACUGUGAACGGUGUGGCUAUAUCUCUAGUCAAACUAUUUGCAAGGCUUGCAAUUUGUUGGAUGGCCUGAAUCGCAAUCGCCCUAAGACGGCUAUUGAGGUUGGGAUGGAGGAUGAGGAAGGUAGUUCGACGUUAAUGAGGCAGAUGGAGCGUGUUCAAUUGACAAACAGUUGA
Molecule: messenger RNA, 1242 nt
Organism: Penicillium angulare
Lineage: Eukaryota; Fungi; Ascomycota; Eurotiomycetes; Eurotiales; Aspergillaceae
Product: putative PP-loop ATPase superfamily protein
Exons: 1
Coding region: 1-1242 (413 amino acids)
Biological process (GO): tRNA wobble position uridine thiolation
Cellular component (GO): mitochondrion; cytosolic tRNA wobble base thiouridylase complex
Molecular function (GO): tRNA binding
Source: RefSeq, a predicted model, not a curated record